Molecule: messenger RNA, 150 nt
Organism: Racocetra persica
Lineage: Eukaryota; Fungi; Glomeromycota; Glomeromycetes; Diversisporales; Gigasporaceae
Source: the annotation of a GenBank genome assembly
AAUUAUCACGUGAAUUUUACUGUCAAUAUUAUCCCUACGAACAGUUCAAAGAAUUUCUAUCCGUAGAUCCUGCGUUACGUAUAAUGUAUGAUAAUUAUGACGGCUUACGUUCGCAAAAUAUUACAACUACUGAACUAUGCAUUAACCGCC